This is a messenger RNA of Sporothrix schenckii 1099-18, 1839 nucleotides long. RefSeq lists its product as uncharacterized. The record is from RefSeq and is a predicted model, not a curated record. Lineage: Eukaryota; Fungi; Ascomycota; Sordariomycetes; Ophiostomatales; Ophiostomataceae. The transcript is spliced from 4 exons. Bases 1 to 1839 code for a protein of 612 amino acids.
AUGGCGAACGGACACGCCGAAUCCGACGAGAAGCCAAAACGCAUAGAUGGACCUCUGCUCCUCAGCCCGGAUGAUAUAUACGAACUUCCCGGCAACAAAGUCAGCUCGGGUCUGCAUCCAUCAGACAUUGACAUGGAAGGGUACCGGCCGCUCUGGAAGGCCAGGAUAGAAGAAUUUAAAAAGCAGGGGGCUCGAAGAAAAAAAGACAUCGAGCUUUUAGACGUCGUCGUGGAACAUUACAUGGUUGACAUGUACAGUGCGCAUGGCCAGCCGGAUGAGCUGAUUUCUCGCGCUGUCGAAAGAUAUUACGUGGGAGCCAAGAUCUACCUAAUACCUGAACUGUUUGGCAAUGCGGCUGUGUCUCCCUCGACGCUCCAGCGCUAUGGCCGUGACUGGGGAGCCAACGCCCGGGGCAUCUACUAUCGCCACCAUUAUUCGCCGGAGUGGGUCACGGCCGAUCACAGCCUGUGGCUGCCGUCAUUCCGGGGCAUGGAGUGGGAUGAUGCCAGCGAAGCAGACCGUCGGCUGAGAGCCAAGUUGUUCUUGCGGCACAACUUGGACAACGAGAGAUGGGGCAAGAGCGAGUAUUCGUGGGAGGCCGACGCAUGGACAGACGUUUUUGGCGGCAUGAGAAACGAUCCGGUUCUCGCAGUCGACAAGCAUGAGUACAAUACAAUGGGGCAGCAAAGGCAUCCCGUUUCGUGUCUUCUCACGGGCGAUUCCAAGUUUAUCAAACGAAUUCCUGACGCCACGUUCGGCCUCACGACGUUCCGGCCGGAAGACUACCAAAACGCUCUGGCGGAAUGGGAUCUUGAUCGCAGCCGCCUCGAAUCUCUCCUUUUGCAUCGGCAUUGUGGCCUUGUAGCCGAUCCACGCUGGGGUGAUACAAGUCUUGCGUUUCCCUUUGCCGUCUAUGAAGCCAAGGGGUGGAGCGGCGACGCUCGUGUGGCACGGCAUCAAGCCUGCGCCGCAGGAGCCGUAUACCUCGACAUUCUCGACAAUCUUACACGGCAGCCAGGGAAGGUCGGCCAGAAGACUGGCGAGUACCAGUCAUCCAGGAGUCAUGAGAGCCAAGUGUUCGCUUUUACGUCGUUUGGUGCCCACUGGCAUAUCCUAGUGGGCUACAAGAGGCCGAGGCUGAGACGAGAGUAUGCAGGGCGUGUGGGGAUGAGUAAAUCUGUAUAUGUGUUCCAACGAAUCUGGAGUGGCCGCGUCACGACAGAGCGCAAAGCUUGGGAGCUUUUGUCGCUGAUCGACCAGAUACAUCUCUGGGGGGCCACCGAUUUUCGACAAUUCGUGAUGCGGCACCUCCAGCCGUGGUAUGCGUUUGCCGAAAAUUGCUACAAUAUAGACGCCUACUUCUUGCACAAAGCGCAGGGUUUCAAGUUGGACGUGCGGGAUGAUGGCGGAGUAUCGUGCAAUAUGCCCCUUGUUUAUAUGGAUCUGGCUGGCUGGGUUCAGCAUAUCACAGACGACGCCCGCGCCAAGUUGCGAGACAAGCUGGGCAGGCACGUCGCGGAAGCCUGCAUCCAGUUUCCAGGCGCUCAAUUUCGCGGUCUCUGGGUCUGCAAUGAGGAUGGCUGUACUUCAUCGAGCAUUUCUAAGUAUCCUAUGAAUACGCUGGAGGAGCUCAUACGGCAUUUUUCUGUGGUCCACGGAGUCAGCGACGAUGAAAUCGCCGAAUUUGUACAAAAUUGUGAAUCGUGGCAGUCAAACGAGCCGCAGGCUGGAUCUGUCACGACAAACCCACCGUCGGAGAGGAGGGGCAUAAAGCGGCAUGCCGAAGAUGCAACGGGCACAGCCAAAGACCAGCAGGCCGUUAAUAAACGACAGAAAUAG